AAUCGCACGGACAAAAACUUCAAACACCAACGCGAACAACUUGCUGUCAAAAUAUUGAAUACAAAAUAGAACCUUCAAUGUACGCCAAAACCGUGCCGACCGAGGAAAUUCUUUUUCUUAGUGGUAAACAAAUCGUUCUUUUUGUACGUGUAUCGUUUUUUCCCGCCAGUCCAAUCCCGUACCGUUCCGAAUCCGAUGAAAUUUCCACGCCAACCAACGGCAAACGGGUGUAAUUUCGAUUCGUUUUCACUUCCGCUCCACGUCCGACUUGUGGACGCUGGAAUCAAUUCGGGCAUGAAAUGCCUUCACGUUUCAAUCACCACAGCUGUGCUAGGUUGCUAGGAUGGAAUGCACCGCAAAGUACUUUCGUCGCCCGGUGAAUCGUGAAAAUCAUAAACACACUAGGGUUGGGAACACGUACACGGAAGUGAAAAUUUGGUCCGGUUCUUGGUGAAAGGUUACUUCAGUUUCUUUUCGACGUACUCUGUUCCGGCUGCUGAACUAAGCGUACCACCGAACGAGGGACGCUCGGAUAGCGAAAGCGGAUCGCUAACGUACGCGACCGAACGAUCAUGUUUACAGAGAAGAUUUUUGACAAUCUCGGCGUGGAUAUGAUAACCAGCAAUGAUUCGGAAGAAUCGAUGGAGAAGUUUACGGGCAGCAUCGGCAGCAAUAAAUAUCAAUCGGUGAUAACGGACCUCGGGAAGGCUUUGCUGCAGGCAGCCCGUACAGGCAACACGCCGAAUGUACUCGAUUUGAUGGGCCGUGGUGCCCCGUUUACUGCGGACUGGCUUGGCACCACACCACUUCAUUUGGCCGCCCGAUACAAUCACAUCGAAACAUGCAGGGCAUUGCUCAGGGCCGGCAUAAGCAAGGAUUCAAAAACCAAGGUUGACCGGACGCCGCUGCAUAUGGCCGCCUACCAUGGUAACAUUGAGAUCGUGGAACUGUUGCUAAGCAACAAAUGUGAAGUGGAUGCAAAGGAUUUGCUCAAGAUGACUCCUUUACAUUGGGCGGUGGAAAAACGUCACGAUAAGGUGGUGGAAAUGUUGUUACAACAUGGUGCGGAUCCAAACGCGCUCUCCAAGUUUGACAAGUCACCGAUAAUACUUGCCAAAACCACGAAACAGAUGGAGCUGGUGCGGAUACUGAAGCUAGCGAACGAAUUACGGGCGGCAAGCAAUGAGCAAGUGGGGAUAAAGGAAGCAACGGAUAGUCUUAUGCACGAGCUGCAGCAACACAAGGAACGUCAUAUCGAUGGCCAGAACGCGAUGGUGAACGAAAAUGAUGAGAUAGAGGAUAACAUUACAAUGGAACUGAGUAACGAUAGUAACACCAACCUGUCGGAUCACUCCGAUCACCACCACCACCCGCUCAACGACACGGAUAUGCUCAUCGAGAAGGAGGAUAGUUUGAGCGAUGCCAUAACGAAUCUGGAGCAGAGUACGGCGGCGGAUCAGAAAAACCUAGACUCGUCCACGCUGCAAAUGCUCAAAGAGCACGGUAUUGCCUUCAUGCCAUCGGACGAAGGUGGCAGCGUAAUAACGUCCGCCAUCAAGAGCGGUAGGAAAAUCGUACUCUCCGAAGCGGGCAAGUACGCACUCAAGGAAACGAGAAACCUUCAGACUCAACAGCAGCAGCAGCAACAACAACAACAACAAUCGCACCAUUUACAAAAGCAAACCUUCCACACGGCCUCAUCCGUCUACGGUACGAACAUCACGCACUCGAAAACGAAGACAAUCAAAAUCAUUAAAAAACAACCUGCCUCAUCUCACCUGCACCAUUCACACGUGCAUCACGUCCAUCAUCCGAGCACGGGUGCCACACCAACGAUAAAGACGAAUAAAGUGAUCAAGAUUCUAUCGCCGGAAGAGUUCAAACAAAUCUGUGGCGGUGAGGUUGGUGGCAUCAAGCGUGUCUCCUCGUCGGAAUACAAGAAAGCGGUUGGAUCGGCAUCUGUAAGAGUUCCUAUCGGUGGUCGGUCACAUGUUAUACCAUCGUCUGGUGGUAGCAUGGGCACGAAACCGAUCAGCAAAAUCGUUAUGACGAAAUCGGGCCAACGGUUCCCAAUGGUGGCGGCUGCCAGUAAAUCCGUCGGAGACAUGGUACAGACGAAAGUAAGCAGUAGUAGUAGUGGCACGGGCGCAACCGGUAUAGCGAACGGACUGUCCAGCGGGCACAAUCGGCACAUCAUAACCUCGGCCGACGGUGUGAAACGGCUUCGAACCGCCACCGGUAUGGAGAUUAUUUCGUCCCUUCCCACCAAACUGCCCCAGGAUACGGUCGUUUCCGUCGAAUCGUCAACGGUACCUCGGGUAGGUGCCGUGUAUCAUCGUGUUACCACGAUAGGCAAUCACCAUUCGGCCGCCUCAUCCAAGUCUAUCUCCUCACCCUCCUCGAAGACUGGCAGCGGGACGGCGACCAACCUGCUAGUGGAAGUGCUCGAACGACAGCUGCUCGAGCUGAAGAAGCUCAUCGAGGAUCUGCGGAAACAGUUCGACCUGUCGCAGAAGCAGAACGAGGAGUAUCGGGCCCGGGUCGAGAAGCUAGAGAAAGAGGUACAAACGCUUAAGCAGCAGGGAUCGAGUGGGUCAGCAGCAGCAGCAGCAGCAACAACAACGGGCAGCUUGGUCGAGAUUCUGUAGAUCGUACUCAGCAACACUGCACGUACCGCUGCUACGUGAUGUAUGGCGCUUCCUUGACAAAAAAAAACUACCUUAGGAACUUUCGUUAAGUGUUAAAACCAAGUUCUCGUGAAUGUUGCGAGUUGUUUGUUUUAUGGCACUCCUCCAUUUGUUGUUGGCGCAGGAUUACUUUCUAUUACCUGAUGUACUGCUGUCAUGUUUUGGUUUUUGUUUCGUUCCGUAUAACGCUCACCUUUUGCUGCUUUCGAAACGAAAGCAGAUGCAAUUCUUUUUAGAGGCUACAGCUUUUUUGUUUUGCUAACUUGUUGCUAAUUUGGUUCUGUAUUCGUUGGCGCAAUCUUUCUCACUUAUCUUCUCUCUCUCUCUCUUUGUUCAAUUAGUUGUGUUUUCUGUUAUCAUUUGUACAGCCAAUUCAACCGCAAUCCAUUUACUUUACAAUUCUGAAAAAUCAAUCGAAUCUCUUCAGUGAGUUAUUUAAAGCUUAAAUCACAAUCACCACACAGUGCCACUUUUUGUGUCGGUAACAUUUUGUCAGCUAUUCGAACAAGAGAAGAGUAAUGUUUACGGAACGCAUCGCUCUGUAGCAUCUUCAUCUACCUCGUGAACGUGUAGAGUUUGGUACAGUGGAACGGAAAACAGCAAAUGAACGAACAAACCGAAACAGCAAUAACAAGCAGGAAGUAGGAAGAAAAAAAAAACAAACGUAAAAACCAUACAGUACGGGGUUAGGCAUUUAGUGUUCGAAACAUACGCAAUGAUGGUCACUAUUUGCCGGUCAUACCAUUUUUGGGCAUUGAAAGUGCGAAAGUAAAAUGUACCGGAUUGGAAAUGGAAAUGUCCGCUCAUUAGUUAUGUAUAAAAAUUGUUGGUUUUAAAUUAUAGCUAUAGGGAAAAUUGGGACGAAGGAAGGGAAAAAAAAACUCUACACAUUUUACGCUACAUUAAUUCACCCAAACAAACUCAACCGUUCUUUGUGUUUCGCUGUUUCAUUGCGUUGUUUUUGUUAGAAAAAAAACAAAUUUAACAAAAAGUAUGUUUUUUUUGUUAAAAAAGCAAAAUGAACACUCUAAGUAAUAGCAGGAAAACGAAACACCAAACAGAAACAUAAAGUUUGAAAACUAAAAUCAUCUCAACUGCUUAAAUAGGGAACUCAUUUAUGGAAUAUAUGUAAAAUAAUAGCUUUGAAGAGACGAAGAUGUUUGCUAACAGUAAAAAAGGCCAUUUGUUCGAUUUGUUUCUAACUACCCUAGCACCUUCUUUAAAAUCGGUUUGUCUCUGGUAAAACAGUAAGAGCAUUAGCCGUUAGUCGUAAAGAUGAAAAAAUGGGAAACAAAAUUAGCAUAAAAAUGCCGUACUCUCACAGAGUAGCGUUGAGUUUUGUUAUUGCGUUAGUGUACGCGCAAAAGCCCAGCAAUGUACAGACCAAUGGGAAAGAGAGUUUAGGGCAACUAGUUGUCAGUGGAAUCGUUAGAAUCGUCAGCAAUAAUCAGCGAGAUGUGGAAACCAUAUCUUUUCGCAAGGGAGGGGCGUGUGUGAACGAAGUUUAAUCCUGUUGUACAUAUAGUGUAAUGAAAACGCUACUUUACUCUUCAUUAAAAGUCGCCUUACUUUGAAAGUGUUCAGUCCUGGCCAAUGCUCCUGGUAUACGCUUUGCCUCCUUGCCGUGGUGUUGUUGUGAAGGACCGCACACAGCAAAAGCAACAGAACGGCAGCAAGCAUGCGAGGAACGCACUUUCGGAAGGGAAUGUGUGUAGGUGUGAGCGUACAGCACUUGUCGCACUUUGCGCCAUCUGUGUGAGCCUGACAAGUGUGCCACACACAUAUGUUGCUCCUUGAAUGGAAACGAAUAAAACAGAUGCAUUUCAUUUUCA
This is a messenger RNA of Anopheles funestus (African malaria mosquito), 4519 nucleotides long. It is a transcript of the gene Atac3, whose product is annotated as inversin-B. NCBI's taxonomy places the organism in Eukaryota, Metazoa, Arthropoda, Insecta, Diptera, Culicidae. The transcript is spliced from 7 exons. The record is from RefSeq and is a predicted model, not a curated record. Gene Ontology annotation, cellular component: nucleus. Bases 573 to 2648 code for a protein of 691 amino acids. Gene Ontology annotation, biological process: positive regulation of transcription by RNA polymerase II. Gene Ontology annotation, molecular function: transcription cis-regulatory region binding; protein binding.